Molecule: messenger RNA, 1329 nt
Organism: Fusarium vanettenii 77-13-4
Lineage: Eukaryota; Fungi; Ascomycota; Sordariomycetes; Hypocreales; Nectriaceae
Exons: 3
Coding region: 1-1329 (442 amino acids)
Biological process (GO): positive regulation of transcription by RNA polymerase II
Cellular component (GO): nucleus
Molecular function (GO): DNA-binding transcription factor activity; transcription cis-regulatory region binding
Source: RefSeq, a predicted model, not a curated record
AUGACCGACAGCUCCUCGUCGCCAUCCAACAGCUGGCCCCUGGAUCAGUUUGUCCAGGAUCCAGGAUACCUCGCAUACCAGGAGGAGCUGCGAUGCCUCAUCUUCAACACUGCCCAGACAGCUGCGCCUUCUCGCGAGUCAUCCCCUGCCCCAGGGGAAUAUGGCCCACCCGAUGAAGAGUUUGUGGCCCAGGCUCAGACAAAGGCCGCCCUCUCGUCUGGACGACGGUUAGAGUAUCUGAAAAAUUAUGUUGCUCAAGUAGCUCCCUGGCUCGACAUGUUUGACAGCAACAGAGCUUUCACUGUCCAGGUCCCGGUUCUCGCUCGCCGGUGCCCGGCUCUGCUCUACGCAAUCCUCGCCUUGUCUGCGCGUCAGAUGGAGCGAAAGGAGGCAAAGCAGCAUUCUUUUGACAGCCUUGAGCUGUACCAGGAGGCUAUUCGUCUUCUCAACCCUCUGCUCCAAGCCCGAGACCUGACCAUCAUCCCAAUUUGCGUCAUUCUCUGUUGUCUGGAAAUGAUGUCCGCAAGCCCCCAGGAUUGGCGCCGGCAUCUCGAGGGCUGUGCGGCCCUAUUCGACGCGUUUGGUGUCAAUGGUUUCAGUGGUGGACUCUUACAGGCCGUAUUCUGGUGUUACGCAAGAAUGGACCUUUGCGGUGCUCUAAUCUCCGACGGAACACAAGGCACCUUGGUCCCUCUGGACAAAUGGCUCCCCCCUGGCGCAAAUCCAGACUCAGCUGCCGACAUCUUCCGGGACCACCGCUCGCCAGACAUGCACGCCAAUUACGCAGUCUACCUAUGCUCCAAAGUCACAGAGCUCGUUGCUGACAGAACUCACUACGUUGAGCUUGGUGAGGACAACGGCUGUGAUUCGGCCACCUUUGAGAGACGUUGGUUGCGGCUCUGGAACGACCUGCAGACCUGGGUGCAGGAUCGGCCCUCAGAGGUCGUUCCGGUUCAAUUCAUCGAAAGCCGCCCGUUUCCCCAGAUUCUUUUUGUCCACUGGGCAGGAAUUUCCUCCAACCAGCUCUACCACACUGCCUGCACCCUCCUCCUGGGCUCGAAACCGCGGGAAGUCAAACUUGAUGUGGGACCUACAGGAUCUGCCAUCUGGCAUGCCAAGUGCAUCUGCGGUAUCUCUUUAACCAAUCCGCACCAGGGGUGCCUCAACAAUGCCAUCCAACCCCUGUGGAUUGCUGGCCGGCUUCUCAGCCACAAGUCAGAGCAUCUUCUUCUCUCCAAGCUUAUCCAAAGCAUAGAGGCAAUGACUGGCUGGGCAACUUGUUGGCGCAUCGCAGAUCUCGAAAAUUCCUGGGGAUACAAAGUUCGAUGA